AUGGAAUCGACGAACGCGAUCAUGUACCCGCCUAUCAUCGCCGAUAACGCUUUGAUGAUGAGCAUAGAAGCGCUAGACAGGACGUCAGUGUCGCAAGUAUUCGCUGAGAGGCCGAUUGUCAGGGCUGCUGGCAUACUCAGGCGAGACUCCUCCACGGAGAUCAUCGACGUGAACAAACUGUCACAGAAGAGCACGUCGGUCAUUCAAUACGUAGAAGUCGCCGACACGGAUGGCCGCCUCUACUGCGUGGACGGCCUCGUCAGCGCGUCGUGCUGGCUGAAGAUCGUUACCCUCGCGAAGGACUGCCAAAGCUGCAACGUCCUUCUAAUGACCACCGACAAGGGAGUGAUCUUAAAGACCAUCAGGAACGUGACGCCGGGCGAGCCGCUGCUAAUGUGGUUCACGGAGAACAUUCUGGCCAUGCUGAACAUGCCUUUCCUAACGCCGUGCAACAUCCAAGGUCAGAAUCGUUACAUCUGCCACAUGUGCCACAACCUGUUCGAGUACCCGAACCCGUUGAAGAUCCACUUAGCCCUGAAGUGCAACCGAUUGGACAGCAAUCACCUGUGGACGGUCCUGGCGAAGGAGUUCAGCGUCUCGGGUUCAAGGACGAACCUGUCCCUCAGCCUGUUCCCACAGUCGACGUUCAGGUUCGAGCUGACCAGGUCGCCGCAGACGUCGCCAAGCAGAACAUCACCUGUCCUCGACGAGAACAUGGAUUCGAACCCGUCUCUUCCCAACAAUUCACCGGAAUCGUCGAAUCAACCGUCGCCGUCGUCCUCAUCGAACCAGCCGUCACCGAACUCGUCGUCGACGCAGGUCUCGCCGAACUCUUCCUCGCAGCUGUCUCCCACCGAGAAGGAGAUCGGCUACCGGCACUCGGCGUUCAAGCCGUACAUGAACCAGAGCAACGUGUUCGCGAACGUUUGCCCGCCGGCGAGGGACGACAGCGUCCUCGCGCCGUACAACGUGCAGGCGACCGCGACGCCGAUGGCCACGGACGCGCACGCCGCUCAAAUGGAGACGAUCGUCAGCAACCUCGGGAAAUCGAAGCAGGGUCACCUGUGCAUCUACUGCGGCAAGGUCUACUCGAGGAAGUACGGGCUGAAGAUACACAUCAGGACGCACACCGGCUACAAACCACUGAAAUGCAAGUACUGUCUGCGACCGUUCGGCGACCCCAGCAACCUGAACAAGCACGUGCGAUUGCACGCGGACGGAGAGACGCCGUACAAGUGCGACCUCUGCGGGAAAGUGUUGGUCAGGAGGAGAGACCUCGAAAGGCACAUCAGAUCCAGGCACCAGGAGAACGUCGAUCAAAACUCGGACACCUCGUCGGACGGCAUCGACGUCUGA
Nomia melanderi (Alkali bee) is the source of this 1356-nucleotide messenger RNA. RefSeq names its product PR/SET domain 13 (gene Prdm13). NCBI's taxonomy places the organism in Eukaryota, Metazoa, Arthropoda, Insecta, Hymenoptera, Halictidae. The record is from RefSeq and is a predicted model, not a curated record. Gene Ontology annotation, molecular function: protein binding. Gene Ontology annotation, biological process: regulation of gene expression. Gene Ontology annotation, cellular component: nucleus.